AGCAGCACAAAUAAAAAAGCCUCGAAAAGUAAAAUAGGUACGAUGGAGUGGGCAGCCGCGCAGCAGCAGCAGCACCACUGCUUCCUGGCCCGAUUUACAAGCCCAGAUCCCCAGGUGCAAGCCUCCAAUCUACACCAGCUGGACGCCCUUGCACAGCACCCGGACGCCCUCCUUUCGGUCUCUGCUAUUGUGUGUGAUGGCUCCAGCUCUCCCACUGUGCGGCUUUCCGCGGCCACAGUGGUCCGUCAGCUUCUUCGCCGACAAACUCGGCUUUCCUUCUACCUGGGUUCAAGCAUGAAUGGCACAAGCACGGAGACCUCCCUUCACCAAUUAAUCGCGGACCUUCUGCCAUCCUCUCUCCAGCCUGACACUUCCGCUUUUCCAGCUCCGCUACGGCGGGCCACGACGAGUCUCAUUGCUACUUUGCUGAAAGCAGCCGCUGCGGAUUCGGCGUGCUUUGCGGCCGCGACGUCUGCGUGGGACAACCUCCUCUGCCACCUUCUUCACGUCACUGCACAGGCCGGAUUGUCGUCUGCUCCUAAUGACAAUGCGCACAGCACCGCGAGCUUAGGCGCUGGCGCGCAGACUGCGGCCCUUCUACGAGAAAUGUGUGAGGUGGCGCUGACGGCGUCGCGUUCGCUGCGUGAGUGGGUGGGCGGACAGCAGUCGCAGAGCGCCGCUUUGUGCACCCUCUUUUCCCAGCAGCUGCAGCUCCUGCGAUCGGCCCUGAGCCCUCACCUCAACUGCAAUCCCGAAGAUCCCUUACAUACCCGCGCACUGGCCGCGUGGAUGGAAAACCUCUUAGCUGCCUUUUCCUCCUGCAUGGAGUCCGGCGUGCUGCCCUCGACAACGCCUGACUUCCUCGACAACGUACAUUCCGAGUCGGGGGACGGUCCCGCGGUGCAAUCACUGAGGGAAGUCUCCGCCGCAGUCGCAGGGAUACACUCCGACAUACAGGACAUUGCGUUAACUCUCGUGCUGGUGCCGUUUGCGUCGUGGAGUGAAGGUGUAAGCACAGUGGCCGCAAUUCCACCUCUGCCGCAUCCUCUGCAGUCCACAGCACCCUUUGUCGUAGCGGCGAUGCGUUACAUGGCGGACGCCGUCCUGAUGGAACCCUUCGACGUCCUCAACGGGCGCUUUCAACGUGCCGCAGUACCACUGCUUACUGCGUAUUGCCAGAGUGCGGCUUCCACGCAACUUGUGUAUGACGGUGUGGGAGACGCAGCCAGCGUUCACGCUGCCGUGGUGGCGAGUGUGAGCUACGCUGCACAGUUGGUUCACGUAGAGCACUUUCUCGGUCUUCCAUCCGUUCGAACGGAAAAACCAGGCUCCUACGAUACAACUAGCAUGACCGCCUCGUACGUGGCAUGUGUGCACUGCAUGCUGACCAGCGCCGCCACAUUGCCACCGUCGAUAGCGGGGCAACUUCACGAGCACACGGUGCAAGAGCCGGACAGUGCAGCGGAGAUGUUGGUGACAUCCGCUUCUGCACGACGUCGAGGACAACGUGGUCGACGCGUCGACGGAGCUAACACGGACAGAGAGUUUGGUGAUGUCAGCGGCGGUGGUAACGAAGGAGAAGAGCAGGAAGGGUCGGAAGAGUUCACCAUGGCAGACGCAUUGGAAGCCCAACUACCCGACAACGGCACGCUGCGCCAGGCUGUGGCGUGGUGUGCCAACAGCCUCACGUGCAAUGCGGAGUGGAUGGCUGCUUUGAUGCCGCUCGUCCUCGCACCCCUGUCGCCGUCUCCGCCAGCGCAGCUGUCUGAUGUGUGUGCGAUGGAGUCGGCGCUCUUCGUGUGCAACGAAACGGUCGACAGCAUUCUCGCUGACAUGGGCAUGACAGCGGCAGCCUCUGGUGAACAGCUUGCCGUUCAACUGAGCAAUGUGCUGCAGCUUCUUCCGCCGUCAUCGUCGGACGCAUCGACGCUGGCGCGUGCGCCGUUCCUUCUUCGAUUACAGGCGGUUCGCUUUCUGGGACGACUGGGAAGUGGACUGAUGGAGGCGUGGAGGGGCCUCCGCGAGCACGCGGGAGACGCUGGCGACCGCGCUGCCGAAUUUCGCACGCAGCGGCUGGCGCAUUACACACAUACUGCACUGAGCCCCGCUGGUGGGAUGGAAGGAGUGCUGUGGACGCUUACACAGGUACUGAACGUGGAGGUGAACAAAGCCGUCCAGGUGGAGUGUGUUCGGGCGAUCACCUCGCUCAUUACCGACUGCGUUCGCACUCUCACAGACGUUGCUCGCACUGCUGGAAAGCGGAGCACCACUGGCACGUCCGACCUCGAAGAAGAAUCACUCGAUGACAGCAGCAACAGUGAGGGAGACGAUGCUCCACCCAACAAUCCUGCGCACAGCCCAGAUAUGAGUGCUGCGUCGAUGCAGCACGUUACUUUGCUCUUCCAAUCGCUGCGUCUCACUCCUGGCGUCGUCGCCCUCCCACAGACCCUCCACCUAAUAAGCCAGAGUUUGCCCCGCUUUCAGUGGAGCGUGCGUCAGUCGAUCUACCGUCUUUUCAGUGAGGCGUUUCCAGCACUGUGGACCUUCUGUCAACAGAAGUCAACAGAGCCGUGGGCGGGCGGGGACGACGCUGCCGCCGCGUCCACCCAAUUUCUUGUCCGCACCGUCACCGCGCAGGCAUUAGAAGUCCUCGCAGCUCACUACAUGCACCUUCUCGCUGACAUCCGCACCUCUCUCUUUGAGAUGACGUCGCUGCUCUCCUGCAUGGCCGACGUGGCGACCGUGAUGGAUGCCGCAGCGUUGGAAACGGUUCUACCUUGGAUCCUUCAAGUGGCACACCACGUGCUGAGUCUCUACGCCGAGUACCUCGCUGGCUAUGUGCGCAAUGCAGACGGUACAAGCGGCAACACCACGCAUGCCUCCUUUGAGGAUGCCGCCGUCGACAUGACCGAUAUGUGCAUGGUGAGUCUGGACCUUAUGAGCUGCGUCUGCGACGGUCUGCUAGACCGCGAUGCCCUCCUCGCCCUUCAGCUGUGCCCGCAGAAGCAGGCGGAGGCGGCUGCAAUGGACGCACGUGUCAUGGCGCUCGCCGCUGUUCUUCUCUACCCAGCUGCCUCUAUCAACAGUCGCGGUGGGUCAUCGGGCUCCUCGUGCCCUGUGGAUGACGCACUCCCAAAUCGAUGCGUAGCACUGCUGACGCUUUGUCAGUCUCGGCCUGACCACCCGUUACAUGUGGCACUCGCAGCGCCUGCGACGGCAAUGGGCCCACAAGAGGAAUCUGCUGGCGGCACGGCUGAUGAGCUCGGUGAGGUUCGACGAGCCUGCUUUGCCAUUCUCUACGACUGCACCUUUCUUCUCGCCUACUCGGGAUCUCUCUACCGCCCGUUUUCCACGCAGAUACGCCGCACCGCCAGCGGGGACGGUCUCUCCGAUGCUCUUGGCAACGAUUUAUUUACCUUGUGCCUCCGCGAAGUAAUGCCGCACGGAGCUGCAGAGGCGGGGAUAUCGGAGCGCAGAGUGGACGCGGAAGAACUCAAGGCAGUGCUCACGCAAAAUGUUGCCGCCUCCGACGCCUUAUUGUGUCUUGGUGCCCUGCUGAGUCUGUGGGACCAGCAAAGCUGUGCGGCGCAACGAAAAGAUCUCCUCCACGCUGAAGCUCACUCGGACGUUCCGCAUGCCAGCGAGCGUGUUCGAGCAAGUCGCCCGGCGUCACUGCUUUCGCCUGCUUUCGAUUCCACUCCACCACAGUCGUGGCAGUACGUACAGCACGUCUUUGAAAGCCUCCUCUCGUUGUUGGCGGACGCGAAAUUUGCAGCGGGAUCGUAUUUGAGGCUCAACAUGACGACUGCCGUGUGCGGGUUGGCGACGCUGCUGGCCAGUAGCUCCUUUUCCUCCUCCUCCGCUGACUCCACUCUGCAGCAGCACCGUCUCUCUCACCACAACCUUGUGGCACUCUUUGGUGUCGUCUCCAGCAGGCGUGUUCGCGAGUACGCACCCGAUGCUGCCAGCGGGGAAGCAGAAGGCAUGGGUGAGGCGGGGAUGAUUCUGUGGUGUUUAGGACGGGUGUGGCAGGACGCAGCGCAGCCGCUGCCGCACGACGCUCUUUCUGCGUUGUUGCGUGCUCGAGGGAAUGACAUGGCCAAAACGGCGGCGUGGCUUUUGCGGUGCAUUACAACCCACACCAACUCUCUUCCACUACCGAUGUGCCCCUUCUGGGCCUCGCUGCUUGAACUCUGGCGUCCCGCUGCGCUCUCUGUUGCGCAAGCGGCACAGGCCGGUGUUCUUGCGCUGACGCUGACCCAGUCGUCUGUGUUACACCAACUACUGCAACUUUAG
This is a messenger RNA of Leptomonas pyrrhocoris, 4296 nucleotides long. RefSeq lists its product as hypothetical. The coding region runs from base 43 to 4296 and encodes 1417 amino acids. The record is from RefSeq and is a predicted model, not a curated record. NCBI's taxonomy places the organism in Eukaryota, Euglenozoa, Kinetoplastea, Trypanosomatida, Trypanosomatidae. The transcript has a single exon.